Molecule: messenger RNA, 1371 nt
Organism: Exophiala dermatitidis NIH/UT8656
Lineage: Eukaryota; Fungi; Ascomycota; Eurotiomycetes; Chaetothyriales; Herpotrichiellaceae
Product: cell wall glucanase (Utr2)
Exons: 3
Coding region: 1-1371 (456 amino acids)
Biological process (GO): fungal-type cell wall organization; carbohydrate metabolic process
Cellular component (GO): fungal-type cell wall
Molecular function (GO): chitin binding; glycosyltransferase activity; hydrolase activity, hydrolyzing O-glycosyl compounds
Source: RefSeq, a predicted model, not a curated record
AUGCACACAAUGGCAGGCCGGGUUUUGCAUUCCAUUGCCUUGCUGGCGGCAUUGGCACCUACCGUUUGGUCCGCCACGACUUGUGGAGGGGGCAAAUUGUGCCCACAAGAUACACCCUGCUGCUCACAGUAUGGCGAAUGUGGUGUUGGCGCCUACUGUCUAGGAGGCUGCGACCCCGUCAAUUCCUUCAGCAUCGAUGCUUGUGUUCCCGCACCUGUCUGUCAAUCCAAGACAUACAAAUUUGACAACCUGGAUGGAGUGAUGGCCAACACCAAGUACCUUGGUGAUUCCAGCAAGGCCGAUUGGGUUUCGUCCGGGACGCCUCUGUCCUACAAUGGCCAGGUUCUGUUGACCAUGGCUGAAGAUACGGUCGGCACGCUGUUGGCUAGCACACACUAUGUUUGGUAUGGAAAAGUCUCGGCCAAGCUGCAAACCUCGGCCGGCGCCGGUGUGGUGACUGCCUUUAUCUUGCUGGGCGAUUCGAAGGAUGAAAUCGAUUUCGAAUUCGUCGGUGUCGAACUCACGACUGCCCAGACCAACUUUUAUUCUCUGGGUGUUACCAACUAUAAUAACGGCUACAAUGCUACCGUUUCCUCCGACGUCCACAAAAACAUGCACGAAUACGAAAUCGACUGGCAGCCUGAUACCAUCACCUGGUCCAUUGAUGGCAAGGUUGUGCGAACUCUGAACCGUGAAGAUACCUGGAAUGCAACGGCGAACCGCUACUCUUACCCUCAAACUCCCGCCCGGGUGCAGCUGUCACUUUGGCCCGGUGGUCUUGCCAGCAACGGUCAAGGUACGAUUGACUGGGCCGGCGGUCUUGUGCAAUGGGAUUCGCCAUACAUGACCAACGGGUACUAUUAUGCAACCUUUGACGAAGUGAGCGUCGAAUGCUACGACCCUCCUACCGGCGCCAACAUCAAGGGCAACAAAACCUACAUCUACACCUCGACUGAUCUGACCAACGCCACCGUGGAAAUCACCAACAACAAGACCAUCCUCAGUUCGUUUUUGGCUAGCGGACUCAACAUGUCGGCCGGCGCCGCCAGCGGUACGGCCAGUGCAAGCGGCUCCACCAAGACCAGUGAUGUGGCCACUGUCCCUGGUCUUACCGGAGCAGGGCCCGGUAAUGAUGGCCAGCGCGGUAGCAAUUCCUCGGACAGCAGCAGUGAUAGCGACAGUGGUAGUGAUUCAUCGGAAAGCAGCACGGCCUCUGCCACGGGCAGCGCCUCGACAGGCUUUGUUCAAGGCGAUGGUGGCUCCUCUUCUGGCAAGAACGGCGCGGCUCAAUAUGGUGGCAACAGCGAGUCGGUGCUUCGAGGCAGCCUGUUCGCCGUCGUUGUUGCCCUCGUGGGUCUCUGCGUCUUGUAA